Dryobates pubescens (Downy woodpecker) is the source of this 545-nucleotide messenger RNA. RefSeq names its product protein phosphatase 1 regulatory inhibitor subunit 11 (gene PPP1R11). The record is from RefSeq and is a predicted model, not a curated record. Gene Ontology annotation, cellular component: nucleus. Gene Ontology annotation, molecular function: protein phosphatase 1 binding; protein serine/threonine phosphatase inhibitor activity. Lineage: Eukaryota; Metazoa; Chordata; Aves; Piciformes; Picidae. The coding region runs from base 201 to 545 and encodes 114 amino acids. The transcript has 4 exons.
GCCUGGCGCACCGGAAGUGCCGAUGGGAGGGGGCCAGCGCCUGGCGCCGCACCGGGGCGGAGGCGGCAGCGAGGAGCGGGCUCGGCCCGGCCCGGCCCUUCCCGGAGCUCCCCGCCCGUAGCGGGGCCUCGGAGGCGGCCGGGACCCUCCCAGUCCCCCCCCGAGCCCUGGACCCGUCCCGGGGCAGCGGCCGGUGAGCGAUGUCGGAAGCGGCGGAGAGCGGCGGCGGCUGCGGCACCGCCACCGUUACCGAGACCGGAGCGGUUGAGCCGGAGAACCGCAGCCUGACGCUGAAGCUGCGGAAGAGGAAGCCGGACAAGAAGGUGGAGUGGUCGAGCGACACGGUGGACAAUGAGCACCUGGGCCGCCGCUCCUCCAAGUGUUGCUGCAUCUACGAGAAGCCAAAAGCCUUCGGGGAGAGCUCCACGGAGAGCGAGGAGGAGGAGGAGGAGGAAGACUUGGGGGGGGGAGGGGCGGCCCCCCCCGUGGUGUUCCGGGCCGGGGGUGAAGGCUCACUGUGGGCAUUAAAGCUGGCACCGCUCUGA